AUGGCUUCUGAAAAGCAGCGUUUGCCGGUUGUGGCUGUCGCCGGACUGAGUUGCGAGAAUUCUACCUUCACCCCAUCACGCACUCGAGCUGCAGCGUUCCACCCGAAACGUGGGCAAGAGAUUAUCGAGCAUUACCAAUUCCUAUGUCCAAAAACAAGUCUAGGAGAUGAAGCAGACUGGAAAGGUGCCCUCAUCGGACAUGCUCUUCCAGGAGGCAUCGUCGAAAAAAGGUCAUUUGAAGAGCUGGUAGCUGAGAUCAUCCAGCGUUUGUCGGACAUUUGCCAGGCGCUGCAGAAUCCCUUAGAUGGUCUAUGGCUCGACAUACACGGCGCGAUGUACGUUGAAGGCCAUGAGGAUGUUGAAGCCGAACUACUUCGUCGCAUACGAGCUGUUAUCGGACCCACAACCAUCGUCUCUGCAUCCAUGGACCUACACGGCAACGUGUCGCGCGAGCUUGCUCAUCAAGCGGAUAUUAUUACAUGUUAUCGUACAGCUCCUCAUGUGGAUGUGUGGGAGACCAAGAUGAGGGCAUGCCGCAAUCUUCUUCGAACGCUCAAGGUUCGCAAUAUUGGUGGUUCGCUGCCGCUCAAAGCCUGGAUACCAAUUCCGAUCCUCCUCCCUGGUGAGCAAACAUCCACGCGCGACGAGCCUGCCCUACGCAUCUAUGCCGCAGUGCCGGAGGUAGAGAAGCGAGACGGGGUUCUUGAUGCGGCCAUCUGGGUCGGCUACGCCUGGGCCGACGAGCCACGGAAUCGUGCGGCCGUGGUAGUCACAGGGUGGGAUAAGAAUGCCGUUGCGGAUGGAGCACAAGAACUUGCAGCCACCUUUUGGGACGCACGCCACGAAUUUAAAUUCGUCGCUCCGACGGGGUCCUUGGCGGAAUGUCUAGAUACUGCCCUCGGCGCGAAAGCGCGACCCUACUUUAUCUCAGACUCUGGCGACAAUCCUACCGCCGGUGGCUCUGGAGAUGUUACUUGGGGUGUUACUCAACUCCUUGCUCGACCGGAAUUUCGCGAAGCUACUGGACCCACCGUAAUCUAUGCCAGUGUCCCCGGUCCUGAAGCCGUGGCAAUCGCGGAGCAUGCGGGUGUUGGCGCCAUCAUCACUGUCACUGCCGGAGCUAAGAUCGACAACCUCCACGCCGGUCCCAUUACCAUAACAGGCCAAGUCCACUCAAUCAAGCACGGCGAUCCACAUGCUCAGACUGAAGUAGUGCUGAAGACGGGCAGCGUGUUUGUCAUAUUGACCAAGUUGCGCAAGCCAUAUCACAAGGAACGAGACUUUACCGAGCUAGAUCUGCGUCCUCGAAAGGCAGAUAUCGUGGUCGUCAAGAUCGGGUAUUUAGAACCGGAGUUGUAUGAUAUGGCGUCGGAUUGGAUGCUUGCGUUGACGCCAGGAGGCGUGGACCAAGACCUAGGAAGGUUGGGUCAUCAUCGUAUUCAAAGGCCAAUGUGGCCAUUUGACACGCAUCUUGAGGCGCAACCUAGCCUUAAAGCAAAUUUUAUACCCUUCUCAAACGAGCACUUGAGCGCAGAAGAGGUUGCCUGA
This is a messenger RNA of Paraphaeosphaeria sporulosa, 1548 nucleotides long. RefSeq names its product Microcystin LR degradation protein MlrC. The record is from RefSeq and is a predicted model, not a curated record. The transcript has a single exon. The coding region runs from base 1 to 1548 and encodes 515 amino acids. Lineage: Eukaryota; Fungi; Ascomycota; Dothideomycetes; Pleosporales; Didymosphaeriaceae.